ACUAAAACUUUGACGUUUCCGGCGGCGGGUUCAAAAAAGUAAAAUCGAAAUCGAGUGGAAAUCUGUUCCGACCUAGUUUCGUCUGAAGAAAAUGGCCCCAUUUCGCCGCCCUCUCACCCCGCCCCCGUUGCUUAUCUUCGUCGGCCUGUACCAGGAAGAGCUGGUCCGUUUCCGAGUGGCUUUGGACGAGGAGGUUCGAAACCGGUUCCGUUUGCAGCAACUUCAGUCGGAUCACAUCCAGGAGGGGGCGAUCAACGUGCUGCGGAAUCGUGGAACAAUGUUGGCUUCGGGUGGUGCCGAUGGACGGGUUGUGAUGUUGGAUCUGAAGCAGGGAACCAGCUGGGACGUGACCGUUCCGAACGAGGAAUCGAUAAACUGUAUGGACUUUAGCGGUUGUGGGAGGUUCCUGUUUGUGGGGGGUGCCGAGCGGAGCGUGUUCUACGUGGACAUUGGGAAGCGGGCCGUGACCUGCCGGAAGUGGAACGCCCACCGGGCGGGGGUUGCGGUGCUGAGGGUGCGGCCGGGGACGGGUCGGAUGAUGUUUACGGUGGGGCAGGAUCGGGAGGUCAAGUUCUGGGAUUUGUACCUGAGCAGGACGACCGCUACGGAUGAGUUCCGGGUUGAUGAGCGCUUUGCGGGGCCGAUUGCCUGUAUGGAGUUUAGUCCCAGCGGGGGCCUGCUGGUCACGGCAGGGGAAGGUUUCGCGCGGGUGACCUCCAUCCCAGGUGGUCGAAUCGUCCGGGCGGUCACCUUCGAAGGCGAAAAGCCGGUUGCUGCCGUUUGGCUCUCCGAGUCGGUGCUGCUCAUCGGAAUGAGCUCCGGAAGGGGGGCCAGCUUUCGAACCGAUGACGAUCGCGAACCCCGCUGGACUCGGUUCUACCACGACGGGAAGCUGGCGGCGAUGGCCCGGGAGGGAAAUCAUCUGGUCACGGCGUCAAACCGCACCGUUCUCGCUUUGUGGGAGAUUCUCGACGGGUUCCGGAUUUGGCUGCUCUGCCGCACGGAGAUCGUCGGGAAAGCCACCUCACUGGUCAUGGUGGACACGGCCCAGCUCGGUCUAGAGGAGUUCGUGUCCGAAACGGAAGCGAUCACCACCCAAGACGAAGCAAAGAAGGAUGACCUGCGCAACAACACGUUCGGGGACACGCCCUCGGAAGGCAGCGACGAAAGUGUGACUUUUGUCAGCGAGGAACAGCUCGAGCUGGAGUCGGAAGAUGACGACGUCAUGGAGGAGGAGGAGGAGGAGGAAGUGCUUCAGAUCAUCCCGGAAACGCCGCAGGAGGCGAGCUCGCAAUCGCUGAUUGAAUUUCCGGAACCAAACCGGUCCGACUCCAGCCUGGAGUCGCUGAGGGUGGACGAGGAGGAGCUUUCGGACUGCGGCAGCGAGGGAACGGGCUCGGACGAGCAGAUUGUCGUCGUGAGGUCCUAUACCGAAGAUGGCGUUGACGGAGGGGUAGAUGAUUCCGUGGGAGAUCGGCGCAGCGUUCGUUUUUGUGUUUGAAUAACGUUGAGUUUAUUGUUAGCGUUAACGACUUUGUGUUAAAAUUUAUAUUGUUUCAAAAGUUCAAUUCAUUUUUAUUUUUUUUUUUUUGCUUCAACAAAUAUGACAGAAUAGUUCAAUAAAUUGGUUAAU
Culex pipiens pallens (northern house mosquito) is the source of this 1633-nucleotide messenger RNA. RefSeq lists its product as uncharacterized. The record is from RefSeq and is a predicted model, not a curated record. The transcript is spliced from 2 exons. Gene Ontology annotation, molecular function: protein binding. NCBI's taxonomy places the organism in Eukaryota, Metazoa, Arthropoda, Insecta, Diptera, Culicidae. Bases 92 to 1501 code for a protein of 469 amino acids.